This is a messenger RNA of Mesocricetus auratus (golden hamster), 5972 nucleotides long. It is a transcript of the gene Sez6l, whose product is annotated as seizure related 6 homolog like. The record is from RefSeq and is a predicted model, not a curated record. Gene Ontology annotation, cellular component: neuronal cell body; endoplasmic reticulum. The transcript has 17 exons. The coding region runs from base 371 to 3265 and encodes 964 amino acids. NCBI's taxonomy places the organism in Eukaryota, Metazoa, Chordata, Mammalia, Rodentia, Cricetidae. Gene Ontology annotation, biological process: synapse maturation.
CCACCCGCGGCUCCUCCUCACUCGCCCGUCGCCCGCGCCCGGUGCAGCUCUACCGGAGCCACCGCAGGCUGCGCGUCCGCCAGGAGCCGCUGCCUCGACCCUAGUGCUCGGAUCGUUCUACCCGGAUUCCUCUGCUCGGACCGCUGCACCGAUCCCUCUGCCUCGCUCCGGAACCCGGCUGCUCGGAGCCUUCUGCUCGGAUCCCUCUGCUUGGACCGCGCUGCCAGAAUCCUGCCGAGAUCCUUCUGCUUGGAUCCCACUGCCGGGAUCCUUCUGUCUGAAUCCCACUGUCCGGAUCCUUCUCUCUAGACCCCGCUUCUCUAUCCUUCUGCCUGGACCUCGCCACGCGGAUCCCGGCUCCGCAGCCACGAUGCCCGUGGCACGGCCACCCGCCACGGGACCAGGCAGGAUCUCUCUGCUUCUGGUCGCCCUGCUUCUGGGGAGCCCCGCGGCAGCUCGGGCGGAAGAUGGUGGUCCAGAGGGAGACACGUACCCUUCCACAGCCUACCUCCUGCCCUCUGCCUCUCUGGAGAGCAACCUGGAAAAGGGGGUGACAUCAGCAGCCCCAGGUCCUCUGCCCUCCCAGAAAGCACUGGAAACACUGGAGGAGUCCUUGCCCCCUGCGCUCCCUGACGAGGCCAGCAUCCAGCACGCCCCAGCCCUCAGGAAGAACCUGCCAUCCCUGAAGCAACUCAACUCUGCCCGGAGGCAGCUGAGGCCCCUGGCCACCCCGACAACUCUGCAGAGACUAGGGUCCCCCGCCUCGGCCACCACAGAGCCGCGUGUGCCCGGGGACGCUGAACAGCCCACAGCGCCCGCGCCACUGCAGAUCGUACCGUUCACCACGCUGGUGACCACACUCCCAAACAGCCCAGAGCCCGCACAGUCCCCCGAUGACGGCAGCCAGGGGAGCCUGAUGGACAAGGGUGACAAUGAGCUGACAGGGUCAGCCUCUGAGGAGAGCCAGGAGACCACCACGUCCACCAUCAUCACCACGACCAUCAUCACCACGGAGCAGGCUCCAGCUCUCUGCAGUGUGAGCUUCUCUGACCCCGAGGGAUACAUCGACUCCAGUGACUUCCCGCCUCAGCCCUUGGGCAGCUUCCUGGAGUGCACAUACAACGUGACGGUCUACACUGGCUAUGGAGUGGAAUUGCAGGUGAAGAGUGUGAACCUGUCUGAGGGGGAACUGCUCUCCAUCCGUGGGGUGGACGGGCCCACCUUGACAGUCCUAGCCAACCAGACUCUCCUGGUGGAGGGCCAGGUGAUCCGUAGCCCCACCAAUGCCAUCUCUGUCUACUUCCGGACCUUCCAGGAUGACGGCCUUGGGACCUUUCAGCUGCACUACCAGGCUUUCAUGCUGAGCUGCAGCUUUCCGCGCCGGCCUGAGGCUGGAGACGUCACCGUGAUGGAUCUGCACUCUGGCGGGGUGGCCCACUUCCACUGCCACCUGGGCUACGAGCUGCAGGGAGCCAAGACUCUGACCUGCAUUAAUGCCUCCAAACCCCACUGGAGCAGCCAGGAGCCCGUCUGCUCAGCCCCGUGUGGAGGAGCCGUGCACAACGCCACCAUUGGCCGAGUUCUCUCCCCCAGUUACCCUGGAAAUGCCAACGGCAGCCAGCUCUGUGUGUGGACCAUCGAGGCCCCAGAGGGUCAGAAGCUGCACCUGCAUCUGGAAAGGCUGCUGCUUCAGGAGAAGGACAGGAUGAUUGUCUACAGUGGACUGACAAACACAUCGGCCCUGCUGUACGACUCUCUCCGGACGGAAAGCGUGCCCUUCGAAGGCCUGCUGAGCGAGGGCAGCAGCAUCCGCAUUGAGUUCGCAUCCGACCAGGGCCAGGCAGCCUCGGCCUUCAACAUCCGCUUUGAGGCCUUUGAGAAAGGUCACUGCUACGAACCCUACAUCCAAAACGGGAACUUCACCACAUCAGACCCCACCUAUAACAUCGGAACCAUUGUGGAGUUCACCUGCGACCCCGGCCACUCUCUGGAGCAGGGCCCAGCUGUCAUUGAGUGUGUCAACGUGCGUGACCCAUACUGGAACGACACGGAGCCUCUCUGCAGAGCCAUGUGUGGUGGGGAGCUCUCGGCUGUGGCUGGAGUGGUGCUGUCUCCAAACUGGCCCGAGCCCUAUGCAGAAGGUGAAGACUGUGUUUGGAAGAUCCACGUGGGGGAGGAGAAGCGGAUCUUCUUGGACAUUCAGUUCCUGAACCUGAGCAACAGUGACAUCCUGACCAUCUAUGAUGGUGAUGAGGUUGUGCCCCAUGUCCUGGGUCAGUACUUUGGCAACAGCAGCCCUCAGAAGCUAUACUCCUCCACACCGGACCUCACCAUCCAGUUCCACUCGGACCCCGCUGGCCUCAUCUUUGGCAAGGGCCAGGGAUUUAUCAUGAACUAUAUAGAGGUGUCACGGAACGACUCCUGCUCAGACUUGCCUGAGAUCCAGAACGGCUGGAAAACCACUUCCCACACAGAGCUUGUCAGGGGAGCCCGGAUCACAUACCAGUGCGACCCAGGCUAUGACAUCGUGGGCAGCGACACCCUCACCUGCCAGUGGGACCUGAGUUGGAGCAGUGACCCCCCAUUUUGUGAAAAAAUCAUGUACUGCACCGACCCCGGGGAGGUGGAGCACUCCACCCGCCUCAUCUCCGACCCGGUGCUACUGGUGGGCACCACCAUCCAGUACACCUGCAGCCCCGGGUUCGUGCUCGAAGGGAGCUCCCUUCUCACCUGCUACAGCCGCGAGACGGGGACUCCCAUCUGGACAUCUCGCCUGCCGCACUGUGUCUCUGAGGAGUCCCUGGCAUGUGACAACCCAGGGCUGCCGGAGAAUGGGUACCAGAUCCUGUACAAGCGGCUGUACCUGCCUGGAGAGUCCCUCACCUUCAUGUGCUACGAGGGCUUCGAGCUCAUGGGCGAAGUGACCAUCCGCUGCAUUCUGGGACAGCCGUCCCAUUGGAGCGGGCCCCUGCCCAUCUGCAAAGUUAAUCAAGACAGUUUUGAACACGCACUAGAAGUAGCAGAAGCGGCAGCAGAGUCCUCGCUGGAAGGUGGGAACAUGGCACUGGCCAUCUUCAUUCCGGUCCUUCUCAUCUCCUUGCUGCUGGGAGGAGCCUACAUCUACGUCACAAGGUGCCGACAAUACUCCAGCCUCCGCCUGCCCCUCAUGUACUCCCACCCUUACAGCCAGAUCACCGUGGAAACUGAGUUCGACAACCCCAUCUAUGAGACUGGGGAAACGAGAGAGUACGAAGUCUCCAUCUAACAAGAGCUGCCCUGGAAAGGGGGACUUUAGAGAUGGACAUGCAGACGUGAACUGUCGGGACCUCCUCGGAAAUCCAUCAGAGACCUCGUGGCGUUGGGCUGUAGCCCGUGGUGGCAGCCAUCUUUUCCUCUACACUUCUGACUCAAAUGUUCACUGUUUCUCCGCACUACUUACUAUAUUUAAAAUGGAAGGUAUUUUAAAUUGAAAUCGGUGAGUUUGGUACAUUGGGGGGGGACGCUGCGGCCAAGGUCACGUGACCGCCUCUGCUCCCAAGGCAAACCAAGUGGCAAAGGGCAGCAGGUAUCAACACAGCAAGCAGGUCGAGUUGGACCGGGAGUGCCAAGCCUGGGCUGCACCGCCCUGCAUGGUCUUCAGCAGCAGGCCACAGCGUACUUGGUAUAAACAGAAGCCCCAGGGUUAUCAGAGUGUCUCUUGCGGGGCUGCCUUGGAGUACUUAAGCCCGGCUAUUUCUCCUCCAAAAACAAAACCUGUGUCCUCUUUUCCAAUGUUAUAAGUGUCUAAAAGGUCGCAGCCUGUCCUCUCCCUCCACGGCUUCCAAAGGCAGCAAAGAUUCUCUAAGUAUCCCCUGGGCUCAGGCAACACUGAUCGCGUUAGAAAGCAGCCCCUCUCUUAAAGGUGAUAAGCCCCAAGGAGGACUGUCAGGGAUGAGGCACAGGGAUCCUGGGUAAGAGGCAUGGGUACCAGAUGAGCUGUGUACUGGAACCCACCUCGGCUUAGCAAGGUCACCCUAAGGCUAGGGUUUUCAAUCCACUGGCAGCUUGGACUACAUAGUCACAGGUCUGUUGGGGAAGGGGGGCUGAGGGAGGGGGCCACGAAGGAGCGGGCAUCCCUGACCUGAAAAACAGGGAUCAGCUCUGAUUGCCAUCUGGGGUUCUAGGAUGUCUUUGACGUAGGUGAGACUGAAGUAGGGAAGAUAUUACCUCCAGCUCCCUUUGCUCUCACAUGCUUUGUCAGGAAGAACAAACUCCUCCCUGGCCUCUGAGGCUCUGAGUCCUGGGAGAACGUCAGUGCCCAGGCAGAUGCCCUGUGUGCAGAGCAGGGUGGAAACCCACAGGAGAACAAGGCACAAGGCCCAGCUUGAACCUCAGUAAAAUGUUUCCAAACGACAGGCCCUCCCCAGCCUUCAUCUACUCUGUGAUCAGGGUCCUUCAAACCACUAUCCAGUGCAACCAGAGACCAUGGCUAUCCAGAAGUUUAUUUUCUAAAUACAAUCGUGAGGAAAGGUGCCGGGGUUAGGUGCUGGAGAGAACAGCAGGUAUGAGGGGUGGCAGUGAUCGUGUACAGACCAUGUGGUGACCAGGAGGAGACUGGUCUUCCUCCAAGAAAGCCCCUGCAUGCAUAUGCUCGACCACUGUGGCUAGGGGUUUCAAACCACCCAGCCCAUCUGCCCACAAAGAAGCCAGAGGAGAAACCACAGGACAUUUUGGGGGAAAGACCCCACUACAAAUGAUGUGAGCUCUCUCCCAGAGGCAGAACCUAUUUGAGACGAAUCCAGCCCCAGCCCUGUCACCUUUGAACCUGUCCAUAACGUUUGAUUUUAGUUCACUCUCUGGCCCUGUGGAAACUAAGUCCUUGCCUUCUGUAAGGUCUGAGUGUGUGAGGCCCCUCUAACCCUGCUCCCUAAAGCUGACCUGGCCAUGCCUGGGUUGUCUCUUGGCUAUUGGGUAGGUAUAAAAAAAUGUUGAUUUGUUUUUGCAGGAGACCAAUGUCUUAGUUCUGUCUUGGUGGUACAGUCUCAGUAACCAUGUUUUAAAAUGUAUUCUAGCCUAGAGUUGGAUCAUACGAGCUCUCAGUGUGCAAUGAUUGAAAGGGUGUGACGAUGUCUAGUUUUUUUUUUAAAUAUCUGACUGUGUAUUUGUAACAUGUAAAGGUUUGAAAAAAAAACAAAAAACAAGGAUGCUACCAGUGCCGAAUAUAUACAAAGUAUCCCAUCACCACUACAGCCGUGCGGAAUAUAUACAAGGUAUCUCAUCACGGCAGGUCCCUGUCUGUUUUUACAAGAUGGAAAUUUGAACCCAUGGGGAUUAAAUAUUUUUUGAACUGGAUACACUCGUGAACCCUCCCGCAAGCAGUUCCCCUUUCUGAAGUCAGUGGGGGAAACACGUUUACAAAGUGCAGGCUUCCAGAAUGUGUGCAUCCUUCAUGCUGAUCCACGCAGGCUCUACCUGGCUCCUCCCUCUUCUGCCUGGAGCUCGUCUUCCCCUUUAGCUUCCUUUUUGGUAGACUCACUUUGCCAGCCUAAGUAUCCUGACCUCUGUCUGGAUGCCAUCUUUCCAAGCAAUCCCACCCCGAGCCUUUGAAACCAGCUUUUGGAGAAUUCACAAACCUCAGGGGACAACUCUGGAAAUCUACAUACAGCCCUGGAGAAAGAAAGGGGUUACAGCCAGAAUGGUGGCACCACAGGAACUCCAACGAACCAAUGGAUAGCUUCAGAAACCGUAGGUAAAACGACGUCUCCUUUGGGCAUGACCUUUCUGUGUCUUGGAUAAGGCCCAGGCUCAGUGAGAUGGCACUCCAGGUUCGGUCUUGUGUGGCACUCAGCACCCACAGAGGUAGGCGUCUUCUCAGAUGCUUGCUUUUUCAUUUAUCAUCAAACAGAAUAAAAAAAAGCAAACUUUCUAAGCUAGAAAAAUGAAAUCAUUUUCCACUUUGUAUAUAUUGCUGCUAAUAAAACAGAUGUAAAAGA